Drosophila rhopaloa is the source of this 1824-nucleotide messenger RNA. It is a transcript of the gene BBS1, whose product is annotated as Bardet-Biedl syndrome 1 protein homolog. Bases 7 to 1824 code for a protein of 605 amino acids. Gene Ontology annotation, molecular function: patched binding; smoothened binding. Gene Ontology annotation, biological process: protein localization to cilium; non-motile cilium assembly. The record is from RefSeq and is a predicted model, not a curated record. Lineage: Eukaryota; Metazoa; Arthropoda; Insecta; Diptera; Drosophilidae. The transcript has 3 exons. Gene Ontology annotation, cellular component: axoneme; centrosome; BBSome.
CCUGCCAUGGCCGGUGCCCCCAACUGGCUCCAUGUGGACACGGAGGACGAGAGUCCUCGUCAGCAGCUGACCACCCUGUCCAGCUGCAUGGCCCUGAGCGACGUGCAGUGCGACGGAUAUGUCCGGCUGCUGGCGGCGGACAUUUCAUUGGACGACGCCGCCGAGGAGCCCAGUGCCACCCUGAAGGUUUUCCGGGGACUCAAGCUGAAGCACGAGCAGCCGCUGCCGGGGAUUCCCACGGCCAUCGUGAGCCUCUACAUCGACGAGUCGGAACCCAAGACGCCGGUAAUUGCCGUGGCCAUUGCCGAAUCCGUAUUAUUUUACCGCCACCUGAAGCCGUACUUCAAGUACACAAUUCCCGCCCAGGAAUCCGAGGACCUGGAGUUGGAGGUGUGGCGCAAGCUGCCGGUGAUGAAAACGGACACCCAUCCCGGCCUGCUGGACUCCCUGCGAAAGAUUGACCACUCCAAGCUGUCGCGGAAGUCGCAGCGCCUGCUGCAGAUGGGCGAGGAGGAGCGGGAGGCCUUCAUCAACACCCACAAGGACUCGCCGGUGGGUCGGGUGGGCAGCAUAGUGGCUAUGUGCUGCCUGAAGCGCAUCUCCAGCGACUCGAAUCCCCCCUCCCACUUGGUCCUGGCCACGGAUAUCGGCCAUGUCCUGAUCCUGGAGCCGCAGGGCUUUAAUCUGGUUUUCAAGGGCAGGACCUGUGAGGAUGAGACCGCCGUGCCGAGCCUGAUCUCCGUGCAGGGAACCUUUGAGACGGACUUCUGCAUCGUGGUGGCCACUCGGAAUGGCGGUGUAUACCUUCUGCGGAAGAGCCAAUCCGAGGGACAGGAGAUCUUCAAGCUGGGCAUCCCACUCACCGGACUGCUACUCCUGCCCAUCGAUCAGACCAUCAUCGCCUCCACGAUGGACAAUCGCUAUCUGUGCUACUCGAAGCGGGGCAAGCUGCUAUAUCAGGUGCAAUUGGCCGAGCUGCCCGUCUGCCUCCUUCCGCUGCCCAUGACCCAUUUGGGACUCACCCUGGUGGCCAUCGCCCUCAAAGGGGGCGUGGUCAAGUUCUAUUUGCAGCGCUAUCUGGUGGAUGAGUUCGCUCUGGACGAGACAGUGGAUGCAAUGCUAUACGGUCGGAUGGGCAUGGAGGAUCACGUCCUGACCCUGGUUACCCAAUCCGGCGGAAUCGUGGUGAAGAUAUUGAGACGGGUAUCCCGGUUCGAACCCAAAACCGGAGAUCUGGGAAGCAAGCGAUCGGGUGGUGAUCAGAAAUCCAUCGUGGAUGUUUCUAUUCUGGACAAGCCCAAGAAGAGCUCCAUUUUUGUGGAGCAGGCGGCGCGGGAGAAGCAGCAGGCCAAAUCAACCUAUGGAAGCUUUCAGGUGGAACUCUGGCGACUUCGCCACACGGCAGCCCGUGCCACGAUCGAUGCCAUCAACUCCUCGGAGAGCACCAUUUCCGGGGACCUCACCCACGCCCCCGUGAAGCUAUCCGCCGAGGUCUGCGGCAGUGGACCCGCCUUUCGCCUCUACCUCACCGUCCAGAACCUGUCCACCUUCAAAAUGGCCUCCAACCUGGUGGUUCUCCUCCACGCGGACCGACGACACUACACCAUUCCGCAGUCAAUGGCCAGGCUGCCCAGUGUUCUGCCGGGAGUUCCACUUCGAGUGGACUUCGAGGUGGUGGCCGUGCUGGAUCCCAUGGACAAACUACCCCCGUCCACUCUAAGCCCGGAUAACUCCCUGAUUCGGGUCAUGCUGAUGAAGGCCGGCCAGGCCAAGCCACUCAUCGCAGCCGCUGUUUCAAUGCCACAAUCCGAGGCAGCCUUCUAA